Messenger RNA from Pyricularia oryzae 70-15, 2579 nucleotides. RefSeq lists its product as uncharacterized. The record is from RefSeq and is a predicted model, not a curated record. Lineage: Eukaryota; Fungi; Ascomycota; Sordariomycetes; Magnaporthales; Pyriculariaceae. The transcript has a single exon. The coding region runs from base 273 to 2369 and encodes 698 amino acids.
GGGGCGGGGUCUCCGAACUCAAUCAGUCGCGUCGCGCUUGGCUGCACGUGUUUGCUGCCUCAACAGACUACUAGCACUCUCUUUUGCCCUCUAUUUCUUCCUCGAAAACGCUGAGUCGCAAUAUCAGGUUGCAUUCAGAUGGCCUAGACUAGGACCGUUCUCAUUCUAUUUUUCUAUUUUAGCAGACUUGCUUGGCAUUUGAAACUUUAAAGCCGCCAGUCGAGGCAUCUGGAACCCACACCAGCUAUUGCAGUGGCAACAUACACUUCAACAUGUCAGACGUCAGCGACAACGACGCAACCGAUGCAUCCGACAACGGACAGCUUCCGAGUGAUGCCGAGUCCCCUUCACCAUCGCACUUGGAAGAGCAUUUCGACUCGGAGCGAGGGUCAGACUAUGGCUCUGAUGAAAAUGAGGACGAAGAAAGCCAUGGCGACGCUCGUGGCCUGUUAGACCUCGAGGCCUCCGAGUCUGAUGAUGGCGAAGAUGACGAUGAUGAGGAUGAAUCAGAUCGAAGUUCAGCAAUCGGGAAACGCACAGAUGGUAUGAUGGAUGGUAGUGAAACCAUCACCUUCUGGACAGAUUAUGAGUUUCCACAGUUCGCAAAGCUGCCUCCCGAGUUGCGCUGUCGAGUCUGGGAGUUGUUCAGUCCUAUGAUUUGCGCGGAAUCGCGGAUAGUAACAGUGGUCAUCAAAAUGAGCGAAGACUUAAUGCGAGUAGACCCAGAACUUACCUUGGUCCUGCAGUACGAAAGCGUGGCUACCCUGUUGCAAAUCAACCACGAGAGCCGCGAUAUCGUCCUCAAGGCCCUCCCGGACACACUUGCUGUCUACGAUGACGACUGUUCGCUUGUGCGAUUCAACCGUAGCAAGGAUGUUGUUGGUCUCUAUAACCUCGAUGGAUGGGAUGGCUGGAUGGGUCCGAAUUUUCUGCGCCCAGAAGACGCCAAGCAUUAUCAGAUUCCUGGUUUCUCUGAGAAUGUCGAACACCUCUCUCUUCACGACGUUUACCUUGACGAGAGAGGGGCAAUUAUCAGCCAAACAAACGAACCGGGCGACCCUGCAUAUAUUUUCGGCUUGCUCAUGACCUUUCCUAACCUCAAAGCUGUCUACGAGGUCAAAAAUAGCAGUAAACUGCCCAUGACCUCGAUGCACUGGUGCGGCCAAGAAGACUCCACCAGCACCUACGAGCUGCGCCAUCAAGAGGAAAACGAGUAUGGUGUGGAAACCGAAACCAGGCUCAUUUACGUAUGGCCCAAGAUCGACAAGUUCGAAUUUCCAGACUCCCGCGACAACCUCCCAGAGGUCAAAGAUUUCGGCGUUUGGGCCGAGGAAUUCUCAGAAGACAACCCACCUGCAAUGCCGCCCAACUUCGAAGACAGUGACGAGAGCUUUGAGUUCCCACGGAUGAUCUCUGAGGUUCUCGCUGGCAUCGAGAUGUGGCCCAUGGUGCUGUUUAGGUGCGGCGCGGGAUAUAGGCGGCUCCAGAAGCUGAAAGAGACCAAGUUUGAAGAUCUGGAUGAUGACGAAGAAGUCGAGCCUGAUAGUGAUGCCGAAGACUGGGCUGACAUGGAUGAUAGAGAUGUUGAAAGUGAAGAGGACGAUGGUGAGAUGGAUGACUUUAUUGAGGACGACGAUUUCGACCAAGAAGCCGCUUCUGACCCGCACCAGGGCGGCGGGUGGGAGGCUGACAAUUCGGGAGAUGUGGACGAAGAUGACUUGGACCUUGGGGAUGAGGAAGGUGCUCCUCUUUUCAACGGCUUCUCACCCACCCAAUAUUCAUCUGGCGCAGAUACCGACAAUGCGGGUGACAACGAUGGCAAUGGAGCACUUCUGGAGUCCGAUGAUGUAGACAACAGCGUCCGUCCCUCCAACAAGCGGAAGGCGAGGCGAGUGGUUGACUCAGAUGACGAGGAGGACGAGGACGAAGAUGAAGAUAUCCGGCCAACCAAGAUUCAGCGCAGAUCCCGGCGUGUAGUUGCUGCUGACAGCGAGGAUGAGGACGAAGACGAACAAGGCGACAGCGAAGGUGCCCCGCUACGAGAUUCCAAAUCACGAAACAGCCACUCUGAUGGCUCUGCUACCGAAGACGGCUCGGAUUCUGAGGAUGAAGGAGAGGCCGGCAAUCAGGGAAGAAACCUAACCUUUGCGGAGAGGCUAAGUCUCCAUCGAACCGACAACCCAGUCGACUCGGAUGGGGCUUCGAAUUCAAACGGAACAGAGAGCUCCGACGAGGGCACAGACCACAUUGCAUCCGACGACGAUAACGGAGAGGACGACGAUGGGAGCAGUAAUGGCAUGGUAGACCAUUAUGCGGAGGAUAUGGGUGACGGCGAAGAGAAUGGUUCGGAUGAUGACGGCGGAUGGUGAAACCAUUUCGCGCAACGAACCGGACCCAAACACAGUCUAAUAGCACGAGUGUGGAAGUUAAACCAGGGCGUCGGAAUCCUGCCACAGUCCCAAACCAUACACUAAUCUAAUAUUGUACUAUAACGACUUCCUAGAGUUAUGCUUACGGCACUUGAACUCGAUGACCAGAGUAAGACCUUGCUUACUUGCUAAUUUGUAGCAUUCUUUCAG